ACAGUACUUCUCUAUUUUUGAGGGAAAAACCCCUAUAAAAGAAAACCAUCCCCUUGUGAUUAUGGUAAAAUGCAAAAGAAAAGAACUGCUAUACCACCCUUUAGUAUCGGCCUAUCUUAAACGGACAUGGAAACCAACAGGUAUUAUCGCUAUAAGUGCGUACUUUACAUUGUAUGCUGUUUUUCUGGCACUGCUAACUGGCUUCACAUUGUCACUUAAAGCACCAUAUCAGUUUAAUAGAAAUUCGUCAUCAAACACAUCUAACUGUACAGAUACUGUUGACCAUAUUCCUGCAUUUGCGUCAAAAGCAAAAUAUGCACUCCAUGUGCUGGCUCCAAUAGAGAUUAUUAUCGAGUACUGUGCAUAA
Molecule: messenger RNA, 367 nt
Organism: Ruditapes philippinarum (Manila clam)
Lineage: Eukaryota; Metazoa; Mollusca; Bivalvia; Venerida; Veneridae
Exons: 4
Coding region: 62-367 (101 amino acids)
Source: RefSeq, a predicted model, not a curated record